Messenger RNA from Cantharellus anzutake, 464 nucleotides. Its product is annotated as HRDC-like protein. Gene Ontology annotation, cellular component: RNA polymerase II, core complex; P-body. The transcript is spliced from 5 exons. The coding region runs from base 16 to 417 and encodes 133 amino acids. Gene Ontology annotation, molecular function: nucleotide binding; translation initiation factor binding. The record is from RefSeq and is a predicted model, not a curated record. Gene Ontology annotation, biological process: mRNA export from nucleus in response to heat stress; positive regulation of translational initiation; transcription initiation at RNA polymerase II promoter. NCBI's taxonomy places the organism in Eukaryota, Fungi, Basidiomycota, Agaricomycetes, Cantharellales, Hydnaceae.
ACGUGAUCCGGUGUCAUGUCGUCGCUACAUCGUCGUGUGCAGAAGGAUGAGGAGGAAGAUGCAGACGUCCUGAAGCUAGGAUCAGAGUUCAACAACGCAGGUUGCUUAUUGAUCUCAGAAGUAAAAAGCUUGCUCGAAUUGCGGGCCACUCAGCCGCCAGACAACCAGGUCUAUGCAAAGACCGUUCGCUAUGUGAACGACUUUUCCAAGUUUGGCAGUCGUGACACCAUACUUGCCCUUCGAGAGAUAUUUAAGCAGCAGCCGGACUUGACUCAGUUUGAAGUGGCUCAAAUAGCCAACUUGUGUCCUGCUGAUAUCGAAGAAGCUAGGAAUUGCAUUCCAAGUCUGUUGAAAAUAGAGGACGAUAAACUGCAGGCCCUGCUGGAUGAGGUACAAGCUUUGAGGAAGUUCCAAUGAUUCUGACAUCUAAGAUGAUUGCGCAUGUUGAGUACGUUUCGACGAAC